GGAGUGGAAGGGGUGGCGCUCUGGCAGCUGGGAAUCGGUUUGUGUUGCAAACCCAGCUGAUGCGGGCGUCCGGUGUGGACUUCCGUGACGCGAUCAAGCGAGUGGACACUGCCCACGAAGUGACUGCGGCCUGCAUCCCGUUUCACAAGCGGAGCUGGGACAGGAACAACUUUGAGUCAUUUGCUUCCAGAGUGGAAGAGUGCGUUUUGCUUCGCCCACAGAAUCUACAUUCGUGAAAAGGUAAGACCAUGAUUUGCGGCAUUUCAUAAAUGAAGCAUUGAGGAAUGAAAUGAGAUAAUGUCAUACAGAAAAUAAAUGAUAGUUAUGUCUAUUAGUUUGACCAUAGAUAUAUAUAUUUACCUCCUUAGUAAUGUGAGAAGUCUUUGUGGAAAGCAGAGAAGCAAGCAGCUGCAUUUUGUGUGCUCUCCUCGACAUUACUGGUGGAUAAGCCAUCGCAGUCUACAAAGAGGUUUUCACACAAGCAGGCUAAGAUGUAAGUGGACCAAAAGUGAAGCGUGUUCCUGCAGUAAGCCCUGUCACUCUCCAAGCGGCCAUGGUUUACAUGUUGGUAUUUGGAAACUUAGCACUUCUGCUCCCAAGGGACUUACAAAAGUGAGCAUUCGCAUGUCUCGUAUUAAAAGUACUUUGAAUUCUGUUUCAAAAGCUGUUUUUGGUAGUCAAAAUGAAAUGAUUUCACGUUUAGCUCAAUUUAAGCCAAGUUUUCGAAUAUUAAAAAAAGUAUCAGAUAGUGGCUUGUCAAAAGAGAAAAAUACUGAAGAAGGCAUCAAAUCUUUGAAAAAAUACAGUGACGACGAAUCAGCUGAAAAGAGUCCUUUUGCAGAAGAGAAAAAUCACCUAAUAGAUAAAGAAGAUACAGGUAAACAAAGCCUUUUUCAUUAUACAAGUCAUAUAACCACAAAAUUUGGAGAAUCAUUCUACUUUUUAUCAAAUCACAUUAAUUUGUACUUCAAGCGUGAGGAAAAAAUGUCUCCAAAAACCGAAAAUAAACAUUUUGAGGACAAAGCAGAACUCGAAAAUGGAAACACUGAAGAAGGGAAACCCAGUUCUCCUGGUCCUGGCAUCCUGACUGGUGAGCCAGGCUCGCCGCCUUCCGUCGGUUCCGUGGCCAAGCCUGCGGGCCCAAAUGGGGUACCAGAGGUUCUUCCAGUUUCCACGAAACAGAGCAUCGCUAACUUUUUUUCUCGCCCCACGGAGGGUGUCCAGGCUUUAGUAGGUGGCUAUAUCGGUGGCCUCGUCCCCAAGUUAAAGUAUGACUCCAAGAGUCAGGCAGAAGAACAGGAAGAGCCUGUUAAACCGGAGCAGGCUGACGGAAGUGCAGAGGAGAAAAAGCGAGCGUCUCUCCAGAGGGAAAAGAUUAUUGCAAGAGUGAGUAUUGAUAACAGAACCCGGGCGUUAGUGCAGGCGUUAAGAAGAACAUCAGACCCAAAGCUCUGCAUUACUAGGGUUGAAGAACUGACUUUUCAUCUUCUAGAAUUUCCUGAAGGAAAAGGAGUAGCUGUCAAGGAAAGAAUUAUACCAUAUUUAUUACGACUAAGACAAACUAAAGAUGAAACUCUUCAGGCUGCAGUUAGAGAAAUUUUGGCCUUAAUUGGUUAUGUGGAUCCCGUGAAAGGGAGAGGAAUCCGAAUUCUCUCAAUAGAUGGAGGAGGAACAAGGGGUGUGGUUGCUCUUCAGACUCUGCGGAAAUUAGUUGAACUAACUCAGAAGCCAGUUCAUCAGCUCUUUGAUUACAUUUGUGGUGUAAGCACAGGUGCUGUGUUAGCUUUCAUGUUGGGGUUGUUUCAUAUGCCACUGGAUGAAUGUGAGGAACUUUAUCGGAAGUUAGGAUCAGAUGUAUUUUCACAAAACGUCAUUGUGGGUACAGUCAAGAUGAGUUGGAGCCAUGCAUUUUAUGACAGCCAAACAUGGGAAAAGAUUCUCAAGGAUAGAAUGGGAUCUGCACUAAUGAUUGAAACAGCAAGAAACCCUGCAUGUCCUAAGGUUGCUGCUGUAAGUACCAUAGUAAACAGAGGGAUAACACCAAAGGCUUUUGUGUUCAGAAACUAUGGUCAUUUUCCUGGAAUCAACUCUCAUUACUUGGGAGGGUGCCAGUAUAAAAUGUGGCAGGCCAUUAGAGCCUCCUCUGCUGCCCCGGGCUACUUUGCAGAAUAUGCAUUGGGAAAUGAUCUUCAUCAAGAUGGAGGCUUGCUUCUCAACAACCCUUCCGCCUUAGCAAUGCAUGAGUGUAAGUGUCUUUGGCCGGAUUCCCCAUUAGAGUGCAUCGUGUCCCUGGGCACAGGACGCUAUGAGAGUGACGUAAGGAACUCCGCGACCUACACGAGCUUGAGAACCAAACUCUCUAAUGUCAUCAACAGUGCGACAGACACCGAAGAAGUCCAUGUAAUGCUUGAUGGUCUGUUACCUCCUGACACCUAUUUUAGAUUCAAUCCUGUCAUGUGUGAAAACAUACCCCUAGAUGAAAGUCGAAAUGAAAAACUGGAUCAGCUGCAGUUGGAAGGACUGAAGUACAUGGAAAGAAAUGAACAAAAAAUGAAAAAACUUGCAAAAAUAUUAAGUCAAGAAAAAACAACUCUGCAGAAAAUUAAUGAUUGGAUAAAAUUAAAAACUGACAUGUAUGAAGGUCUUCCGUUCUUUUCAAAAUUGUGAUGAUUGGAUGCACAUAUUCUCACAAAUGAAGGCCUGUUCAGAAGAUCGUGCAAAUUCAGCCAGGAAUUCUGGAGUUCAACAUGAGUUAACUUUGAAUCAAAGAUUCUGGGGUGUCUGAAAAAGACGGUGCUUUGAUCAGCUUCCACAGUAGAGAAGACACAUUGAGUUACAGAAUUCAUACAAGAAUUAAGUUUUUAAGAUGUUAGUAUUAACUAAGAUUUAGGAAUUUUAUUAUUGUGCUAUUUGGUUUUAGUAGCUAUUGUUAAAUUGUUAGCUGUUUUAAAGUUUAUUAAUACGUGUGCCAAACAGAAAAUUGAAAUUACACUUUGUAUCUUUCCUUAGUCAUUGUAAUCAUGUUCAAUUCAUGCAGUUGAUUUUUUUUCACAUGGGAAGCUAAUUUCUUCCCUUUAUUUGUGUUUUCACAAGCUGCAUUUGCAACUCACAUGCUACCUUUUAUUGUAACAUCAUCUAAACAGUUGCAGAAAAAUGGAACUUUCAGGCUGGGGAUUUAGCUCAGCGGCAUAAGCGCCUGCCUUGCAAGCAGGUAGUCAUAAGUUCCAUCCCCAGUACCGAUAAAAAGGAAAAAGACAAAAAAAAAAAAAAAAGGAACUUUCUCUAGUAAAGUACUUUUACACUUGAAAUAUGAAUGAACCGAUACAGUUUUCUAUUCAGAAUUUGCUUAUUUCAGCAUUGUUUGAUUUAAAAAGAUAAAUGGUUACAAUUCAUUACCUUUUCCCUCUGAAAUGUCAAAAUAAUGCUGUUAACUUUUCUAAGCCUUGCUCAAUCUUAUCAUUUGCAGUUAUGAAAUUAUUUGAUUUUACUAAGAAUAUUCCUGUAAUAAAUAAAUUAUUGAAAUAGUGUGUUGUUAAAAGA
Molecule: messenger RNA, 3540 nt
Organism: Cavia porcellus (domestic guinea pig)
Lineage: Eukaryota; Metazoa; Chordata; Mammalia; Rodentia; Caviidae
Gene: Pnpla8
Product: patatin like phospholipase domain containing 8
Exons: 11
Coding region: 316-2667 (783 amino acids)
Biological process (GO): arachidonate metabolic process
Cellular component (GO): membrane
Source: RefSeq, a predicted model, not a curated record